GCGGCCGGGCAAGAUGGCGGCGCUGGGGAAGCAAUAUGGGCUUAUUAUGCCCAAAAAAUUGCCACAGAAAAAUCUCGUUUCAAAGAAGCUCUCGGUGUUUGCAGAUGAGUCAGAUGAAGAGCCAUCUGUUGGGGAAAGUCUUCAGAAAGAAGCCUUGAAAAAACAAGCAAUGAAACAGACUAAAUUGGAGAUUCAGAAGGCUUUGGAGGAAGAUGCUACAGUGUAUGAAUAUGACAGUAUUUAUGAUGAAAUGCAGCAGAAGAAGAAAGAAAGUAGCGCCAAAAUGUUAUCUGGACAAGAUGACAAAAAGCCCAGGUACAUCCAUAAUAUCCUCAAAGCAGCCGAGAUUAGGAAGAAGGAACAAGAAAAAAGAAUGGAAAGAAAAAUUCAGAAAGAGCGAGAAAUGGAAGGAGGAGAGUUCGCACACAAAGAGGCUUUUGUGACCUCAGCCUAUAAGAAGAAGCUGCAAGAAAGGGCUGAGGAGGAGGAAAGAGAAAGAAGACAGUCAGCUCUUGAGGCGUACCUGGAUGUGACCAAACAGAGGGAUCUCAGUGGAUUUUACAGACACCUUUUAAACCAGAGGGUAGGGGAAGAAGAAAUGCCUAAAUGCAGCUUCCGUGAAGCCAGGAUAAAGGAAGAAAAACCCAACAGUCAGGAUGAAGCCACGGAAAGGGACAAAUGCCCGUCUGAGAGACAAAGAGUGAAACCCUCUGUCAAGAAAGAGAGUGAUCCAGAUGCUGAUACCGACUUAGGGACUGACAGUAGUGAUGAUGACAAGAGGCACAAACACAGCAAAGUAGACUUGAAAAAGAAGAAAAGGAGAGGGAGCUCGGUGAGCAGUGAAGAGGAGGCCAAACAUCCCAAGAGCCAGAGGCAUUCCAGGUCACCAAGCUCAUCCAGUGUGGAGGAGGAGCCACGAACCAAAGCCCAAACGAGUCAUCUGGCAAAGAGGGGGGAAAGCAGACCAAACAGAAGGGGAAAUGAUGAACUAUACAGGGAAAGAGAUUAUGAGAGAAGCAGGACCCAUGAGAAGGAUCAUCAGAGGGAGAGGGAAGAGCGACACAGGCACGGGGAUCACACUAGUAAGGAUCACUACAGAAGGAGGGAAGAGCAGGAUGAUAAGCAAAGGGGGAAGGAAAGAAAGGAGAGGGAGGGACAUGGCAGAGAAAGAGGAGAGAGGAGGGCAAAGGAGAGAGAGGAGAAGGGGUCAGAGAAGGAGCGAGAGAAAGAAAGAAGGAAUGAUAAAGACAGAUCUAAUGACAGAGAGAAGGAGAGAGGAGAGAAAUACAGAGAGAAGGAAGAUCAUGCAAAGGAGAGGAGAGAGAAAUAUGGUAGUGAUGAAAAGAAAUACAGAGAGAAGAGGGAAAGUACUCCUGCAUCUUCAGAAAAAGAUGGAGAUACUGAUGUGGAAAAAGAGAGAAAGGGAAAAGACAGGCAGGUGGAUGAGAAGGGCACCUCCAGCUCUGGGGUUUCGUCUGAGCAGAAACGUAAAGCUGGAGAAGAAGGGGAGAAAGAGGAGAAAGAACAAGCACAGAAACCUCCUGAGGGCAUGAGCAAAUUCGCCAAACGGAGCAACGAGGAGACAGUGAUGUCAGCACGGGACAGGUACCUGGCACGGCAGAUGGCUCGGGUCACCACCAAGCCCUACAUCGAGAAGGAGGAGGAUUAAUGUCCCUGUGGGGCACAGAGACACCUGGGCUGGCAGCCAAAAGGAAGAGCCACCUCUGCGUGGACUCUUGCACAGAAGUAAAAGGGUAUCCCAGCUAUUUAUUCCUGACUUUUCCUUUGAGAAAUUGUCCCUGAGUAGAACAACUUCUGGAGAGGAUUACAGGGUCACCUGAUACGCCUUUAGUCGGUUUAUACAGUUGGAAUAUUAAAUGUGGCCGAUUCUGCCCACCCUGCCCUACAGUCCUUGGUGCUUAAAGGGUUUGGACAGACCUGGGAGUGUUUAACACAAGGUGAAAAAGUCCCUCUGGCAGCCCCUGCUCCUUCCACCGGCUGAAACAAAGGUGCUCUCAGCCCUCAAACAGGAGUCAUUGUUGCCAAGUGAUGGUCACAAAAAGCAAACCUGUAAAGGUGUGGGGGGAAAGCAAGAAAAACAGCCUGAAUAAUAAUCUAGGAGAUUUCUGUACCUGGGGUAGGUUUGUAAGCUAAACUGAUACAUGAAUUUUGUAUUUAUGUGUGGGCUUUAGUUGGGGAGCCUGAUGUACAGAAACAAUAAAGUGUAAGAUACGUAUUGGA
Messenger RNA from Myiozetetes cayanensis, 2241 nucleotides. It is a transcript of the gene NSRP1, whose product is annotated as nuclear speckle splicing regulatory protein 1. The transcript is spliced from 7 exons. Bases 14 to 1669 code for a protein of 551 amino acids. The record is from RefSeq and is a predicted model, not a curated record. NCBI's taxonomy places the organism in Eukaryota, Metazoa, Chordata, Aves, Passeriformes, Tyrannidae. Gene Ontology annotation, biological process: regulation of alternative mRNA splicing, via spliceosome.